AUGGCUCUGGGAAUCCUCGAGGCCAAGGUUGAGCACGUCCCCGGGACAGUCUACGUGUAUGAGAGCGAACAGCGACAUACCGAGCUUCUCGAGAAUGCUCAGCAUUUGAAGAAAGACAAGACCGGUCGGUUCAUCCUCGUACCUCAACCUUCGAAUGACCCAAAUGAUCCCUUGAACUGGCCUCUCUGGCAACGCGACGUGAUCCUCUCCAUCCUAUGCUUCGUUUCGUGUCUCGCGACUACAGCGUCUCCCUUACUGGCAGCCGAUUCAGUAACCCUUGCCAUUGUAUUCAGGCGAACAUUCCAAGAUGCGGCUCUACUUACAGCCUAUCACCUCUGCGGCGUGUGCGUAGCAGGAUGGCUUUUCGUGGCAUCGGCAAGAGUAUGGGGUAAAAGGCAUCUGUUUCUCUUCGGCGCACUGCUCAUGAUUGCAAGCUCGGCUUGGGGUGGCUCUGAACAUGUCCGGCACAACUAUGCCAGUUUGCUCUGGAGUCGUGUCUUCCAGGGUGUUGCCCUUGCGCCGUUCGAAACACUGGUCAAUGCCUGCGUAGGUGACUUAUACUACGUCCACGAGCGUGGUAUCCGGAUGGCUAUCACGAACACGUGUCUGUUCGGCGGAGCUUUUCUGACUCCUGUCUUUGUGGGAAUGAUUUCUGCUCAUAUGGGCUGGCAAUGGAGUUUCUUCUUCCUCGCCAUCUUCAUGGCACUCGGUUUCUUCCUACUGUUCUUCUUCGUGCCUGAGACGGCUUAUCGACGCGCACAUUCACUCGACCUCGAUCUGCUUGCUGAAGGAGAUUCUUCAUCGGACGCCAUUGGUCCAGCUCAAACAUCGAUAGCCAAGGAUGAAGAGAAGCCUUUGCACUCCCAAAGGGUGGCUGAAAGCGUUCCGCGAAAGGAUUCAUACUUCAAAAGGCUUCUGCCUUUCAAUGGCCGCAAGACCGACGAGUCUUUCUUCAAGCUCCUCUUGCGGCCAUUUCCGCUCUUCUUACACCCAGCGGUGAUUUGGGCUUGCUUGAUCCAAGGCGUGAUAAUCGGGUGGACUGUCAUGGUGGGGGUGAUAUUGUCACUCAUCUUCCUAGGUCCGCCUCUGUUCUUCAACGAAGAGAAAGCCGGCAAGAUGUACACCAGCGCCUUCAUCGGCAGCAUUCUUGGCCUCUUCGGCGCCGGCAUUUACAGCGAAGUGGUCACGAGGUUCCUGACCAGAAUCAACAAAGGGAAAUAUGAGCCAGAAUUCCGCAUCCUGUUGGUUUUGCCGACCUUGGUUUUCUCAUGCAUUGGCCUGUAUGGCUUCGGCAUCACGGCGAACGACGUGGCUCGAUAUGGCUGGAUCGUGCCCGAGGUCUUUCUCGCUUUUAUCAUCGUCAGCAUGGUUAUGGGCUCGAUAGCAUCAGCGCAAUACUUGCUCGACGCUCACCGCGACAUCGCCGUGGAAGCAUUCACGAACCUCAUCAUUUUUAAGAACAUCUUCUCUUUCAUACUGGCCUACCACGCUUACAAUUGGGUCUUCGCAAUCCGAAUCAACAACCUCUUCAUUAUAUUUGGCAGUAUCGAGAUCGCGAUUUGUCUGCUCAGCGUACCAAUGUACGUCUUUGGGAAGAGAAACCGAGAGUUCUUCAAUCGGCACGACUUGUUGAAAAUGGCGAGGCUGAGAUAG
Cladophialophora yegresii CBS 114405 is the source of this 1653-nucleotide messenger RNA. RefSeq lists its product as uncharacterized. Gene Ontology annotation, biological process: transmembrane transport. Bases 1 to 1653 code for a protein of 550 amino acids. The transcript has 3 exons. The record is from RefSeq and is a predicted model, not a curated record. Lineage: Eukaryota; Fungi; Ascomycota; Eurotiomycetes; Chaetothyriales; Herpotrichiellaceae. Gene Ontology annotation, molecular function: transmembrane transporter activity.